Molecule: messenger RNA, 669 nt
Organism: Auanema sp. JU1783
Lineage: Eukaryota; Metazoa; Nematoda; Chromadorea; Rhabditida; Rhabditidae
Source: the annotation of a GenBank genome assembly
AUGGAGGCUUUAUUUGGAAGACGUAAAACUCCUGCUGAGCUGCUUCGACAAAACCAGCGAGCACUCAAUAAAGCUAUUCGGGAACUGGAUCGAGAGAAACAAAGAAUGGAAAUGCAAGAGAAGAAAGUCAUCGCUGAAAUAAAGAAAAUGGCAAAAGCCAAUCAGAUGGAUUCCGUCAAAGUUAUGGCCAAAGAUUUAGUCAGGACAAGGCGCUAUAUCAAGAAGUUCAUUAUGAUGAAAGCAAAUAUUCAAGCUGUAUCACUGAAAGUUCAAACUUUAAAAAGUCAGGACGCUAUGGCUCAGGCUAUGAAAGGAGUCACGAAAGCCAUGCAAUCCAUGAAUCGACAACUAAAUUUACCCCAAAUUCAAAAAAUUAUGAUGGAGUUUGAAAAGCAGAGUGAAAUCAUGGACAUGAAGGAAGAAAUCAUGGGAGACGCCAUAGAUGAUGCUAUUGGUGACGCUGCAGACGACGAAGAGAGCGAGAAUAUCGUUAACCAGGUACUUGAUGAGUUAGGUAUUCAAAUGGGAGAGGAAAUGGCUAACAUUCCGGUACCAUCUGGACAGCUUGGAGUUCCUGAAAAGAAGAAUAAAACGGCAGUUCCUGCAGGAUCAGGAAACGACAUCGAUGAUGAUUUACAAGCUAGACUCGAUCAACUCCGACGGGAAUAA